AUGUGCGUCUCGUUACAAAGCGGUCCGAACGACAAUGACGUUGAAGAUGACGCGAGCCACCCUCUUACUGGAGCCGCUGACAGGGACGAAGAAGCCCAUCUGUUGACAAGAGAAGAGAUGGACUUCGAAGACAACGCGUUGCCUGCGCGUAGUGGCCGACGUACUUUCCUUCGCUUCUUGCGCGGUCCAGAGCCACCUCGCAUCCAGUCCAUUCAGCCAGUCUUCCCAGCCAUCCAAGCGUAUCCGGCCCAAUGGACGGAAGCACACGGGUUCAAUAAACCCAUCUGGCUCUUUGCUGUGCUACUGCUAUGGCUUGUUAUAUUUGUGUGGUUUCUCACUGCACAAUUACCGCUUCGCGAUGGGGAUGGCAAUAGCGUGAUCAACCUCGAUUGCGUAGACACGCUCUGGAAACGAAAGAACGAAUGCGGAAUCGAUGGGAUCGAUUGCCGCCCUUUCAGCAACCAUUCAUUCGCCUUCCGGUGUCCAGCGAAGUGCGGCGACGUGCAGAUCUUGAAUCCGCACAUUGUUGGACCUCUCGAAGUAAACUACCGACCGCUUGUCAUCGGUACGGGAUUUUACCGUGGAGACAGUUUCAUCUGCGGAUCCGCGAUCCAUGCUGGCAUUGUGGAUGGCCGGAAAGGUGGUAAGGAACUGCCCGUAUGA
Molecule: messenger RNA, 663 nt
Organism: Alternaria viburni
Lineage: Eukaryota; Fungi; Ascomycota; Dothideomycetes; Pleosporales; Pleosporaceae
Exons: 1
Coding region: 1-663 (220 amino acids)
Source: RefSeq, a predicted model, not a curated record